AUGUCACACGAUCCAGUAAUUCCUAAAUUACAAGAACCCGUGCCCGUGCCGCAAUAUAUAGCGGGUCUCAUUCCUGUAAUCGCAAUAUUAGGGACAUCCCCAUUUAUACGUUUGAUAUUCAAACUUACUUGGGUACUAAGGUGUCUCGGUUGUCCUUUCACAGGUCUGUUUUACUACCUGGUCAUAGGAGUUGACCCAGUGGAAAUGUGUAUAUAUUGGCUUCCUGAAGAAUAUUUUGUUACCACAAAAGGAAAAAAACUUGACUUUCAUCCAGUCGGUCUUCAUGCUAAAAAUAUGCUGAUUACUUGGGAGCAAGAGAAAAUUAUGGAACAAUGCACAGCAAAAGCAUCGGUGCUGGACCGGCUAUCUUCAUUACCAUAUGUAUAUUAUAUAAUUGUUGGAAUAAUUUCAGCAAUUUCGAGUAUAGUGGAACCAUGUACUCCUGAAGAUUGGCCCUCUUUGACUUUGUCAUUUCUUUGGACGAUACCGGUCAUUGCUGGGAGGACAUUAAUAACAGGAAUCCUUGUAGUCAAGGAUCCUAAAACAGAGUUAAUGGGUCACUCAAUAAGAGUGUUAGAAGAAAAUGAAGACAUAAAGGCUACAAAAAAUGAAUUUAUUGAACGGAAUGAAAAACUCAUACCAAAACAAUUUGACAAACGUUGCAAAAGGUUAAUGUUUAUAAUUACUACAUUACUCUCUGUAGUAUUGCCAUGGGUUUCAGUAGCCAUGGCUUUUUUCACACCACCAAUUGGGUUCUUUUGUAGAUCCAAAUUUCUUGCAGGAUUAUGCACUUUGUGGACGUUUAAUAGUCUUUUAGAAUGCAUUUACCACAUUAAUUUUGGAUAUGGCUUUUUAAAAGGAAAAAAAACGAAAAAAAUUAUUCACGUUUAUUUUGUUUCAUCUGGUAUUGCAGUAACACUACUUUUGAUUCUGCUGAUUGUGCUUAUCAAUGAUUCACAAUUGUGGGUUAAGAUGUUUGGAGACGAGUGUACAACUUCCUGCAUUUCCGGAGAUUAG
Molecule: messenger RNA, 1017 nt
Organism: Entrophospora candida
Lineage: Eukaryota; Fungi; Glomeromycota; Glomeromycetes; Entrophosporales; Entrophosporaceae
Source: the annotation of a GenBank genome assembly